This is a messenger RNA of Pygocentrus nattereri (red-bellied piranha), 1737 nucleotides long. RefSeq names its product myeloid-derived growth factor (gene mydgf). NCBI's taxonomy places the organism in Eukaryota, Metazoa, Chordata, Actinopteri, Characiformes, Serrasalmidae. Gene Ontology annotation, biological process: positive regulation of endothelial cell proliferation; positive regulation of angiogenesis. The record is from RefSeq and is a predicted model, not a curated record. The coding region runs from base 40 to 561 and encodes 173 amino acids. The transcript has 6 exons.
CACCAGGUUAGCUUAGCGUCCUGGUUUCAUAUUAUCGCCAUGGCUUUCGGUCACAGCAUGAAUCCGGGUGGCAGCUCAGCCUUUUCAGUUUAUCAGAAGCUGCUCGUUUUAGUGUCCUUGCUGGCGUUUGUCGGCGCCUCUAGUGACUCGGCUAAAACAGUGGAGUUUAACGUGAAGCCGGGAGGCGUGGUGCACACUUUCUCUGAGAAAUUAAAAGACUAUGAAUGCAUCUUCACCUAUGCUUCGCAAGGAGGUACCAACGAGCAGUGGCAGAUGAGUGUGGGUCUGAGUGAUGAUGACAAGCUCUUCUCCUGCUCCGUAUGGAGGCCCCAAGGGAAAUCCUACUUGUUUUUCACGCAGUUCAAAGCAGAGAUUAAAGGAGCUAAGAUUGAGUACGCCAGUGCAUAUUCCCAGGCGGCUGUUGGAGGUCAAAAGGAUGUUGCUCUGAAGAAUGAGGAGUACACAGUAGGUGACUCUACAGUGACCCAUAACGAUGGUAAAUUCCACGCCGAACUCUCAAAGCUGACCAUCAUUGGACGGACGCGCCAUGACGAGCUCUGAUCCGUCUGGCUCGGAGAUGCCCACCCUAACACACAGUGGGGGGGGGGGGGGGGGUAAAGAGGAUGGAUGAGUCUCCAGAAAGUUCUUAAAGCUCCAUCACCAAACUGUCUUCUAUGACAUCUGAGCAAUGGAAACGAAAGAGAUGAACGGACAACGAAUCAGAGACUUCUUAUCAGAGACUUGUAUCCAUAGAAAUUGCUUUACGUCUCCUGGAAUAAACAUGAUUGACAGGGUUAAAGGAGCCCAGAAAAGAGACCUGGAUAGCCGUCUAAGAAUACUUUCGUUUGGGGUACUUUCUGUACAUUAAAGGGCUCAUAUCAUAAAUUUUUUUUCUUUUGUAUUUUGGUAACUUGUGUCUUUUUGUGUGCCAAAAAUGCCCAUAAUUCAUUUUUACAUGACCAUUUCCCACCUAUUCUUUACAGGACAGCCUGUUUUUUUUGUUACUGCGCCUUUAAAACAGAUUUCAGGUAGAUGAGCUUUGUUCUGAUUGGCUGUCCUGUAUUGGGCCUCAUUCAAAAAGCACUCAUUGUGAAUGGGCGGGCGGAACUGUGAACUGUUGCAGGCCGAAUAGGUGGAUGUAUGUAAACGAGCUGGUUUUUAUGACAUCACGGAUGCAGUUCGUUCAGAUCUUAAUGCUUUUGAAGUUUAUUUUCCAUGUGCAGACCAUAUGAACUGGGUAGUGAAUAGUACAUUUUGAAACUAUUUACAUAUUACUUCAAACUUCAGAAGGAAAUAUGGUUUUCUAUGAUAUGGGCCCUUUAAGAAGGUACACUUUUUCCACAAAGCUGUCUUAAAAGCAGGUGAUGGGUGUAAGGAUCUUUUGUUUCAGCUUCUUUUCCCAACCUAAACCAACAUUUUAGCCCUCUAGCACUGGUUUCCAGUUUAAGGUUUCGGUCUAGCAUUGCCAUUACAUGCCCAAGAGCUCAGUGGUGUAGGACAUUGAGGAUUAUGUUUCAGUAUCAUGUAUAAUACAUACCGUCGGGCUUUGUAUAGAUGUCCUCUGUUCCUGGUCAGUUCCUCCUCAGCGUGUCUGGUCAUCCUAGACUGCCUGGGGAUUUAAAACAUAACAAUGUUUCCCACCAGGACUUUACCUAAACAGCUAUUUUUACAUCCUGAGUCUCUAAUGAACUGUGUAUUGAGAUUUUAAUAAAUAAAUUCAGCUUUUUAUCAGCGAGA